This is a messenger RNA of Zalophus californianus (California sea lion), 2774 nucleotides long. RefSeq names its product cold shock domain containing C2 (gene CSDC2). Gene Ontology annotation, molecular function: mRNA 3'-UTR binding. The transcript is spliced from 4 exons. The record is from RefSeq and is a predicted model, not a curated record. NCBI's taxonomy places the organism in Eukaryota, Metazoa, Chordata, Mammalia, Carnivora, Otariidae. Gene Ontology annotation, biological process: regulation of mRNA stability. The coding region runs from base 210 to 980 and encodes 256 amino acids. Gene Ontology annotation, cellular component: cytoplasm.
AAAGAAGCUUUAGGCCCCGAGAGAUGCAGCUCCCUCUCUCACCCAGCCUGUGCCUGACUCCGGAGGCGGUGUCUGGCCCAGAGGCAACAGGGCCCCGUGUCCCUUUAAGCAGGGAGUACAAAUUCUCAUCGCAGUCCCUCCCUCCUGCUCUUCCUGACGUCAGGAGGAGGGCGUGUGUGAGUGAGUGAGUGAGGGGCUCGAGGUGCUGCAUGCUCACACACACACACACACACACACACACACACACACACACACACACACACACACACACACGAGUCGUACCCACAACACAUCCUUCAGACCAUCCCCUGCUGGCCAGCUCCGAGCCCAGAGAGAGGCGGAGUGCUGAAGGCGGCUGCAGGAGCCAGUGCCUGGACCUCGGCAGCCAGGGAGAGACGGAGCCUGCGGCUGGUGCGGCUGCCGAGCAGGGCCAGGCCGGGCCCUGCCCGCAAGGACGCCCAAGCCCUUCGCCGGCCCCUGUGCCCGAGAGCCCACCAGGCUCUCUUGCUGGACCCACCAUGACUUCAGAGCCCACGUCACCCCCAGUAGUGCCCCCUCUCCACUCCCCCAAGUCUCCUGUCUGGCCCACCUUCCCCUUCCACCGGGAGGGCAGCAGGGUCUGGGAGCGGGGCGGCGUCUCGUCCCGGGACCUGCCCAGUCCUCUGCCCACCAAACGGACCAGGACGUAUUCAGCGACAGCCCGUGCCUCGGCUGGCCCCGUGUUCAAGGGCGUCUGUAAGCAGUUCUCACGCUCACAGGGCCAUGGCUUCAUCACCCCUGAGAAUGGAUCCGAGGACAUCUUUGUGCAUGUGUCUGACAUCGAGGGGGAGUACGUGCCCGUGGAAGGCGACGAGGUGACGUACAAGAUGUGCCCCAUCCCGCCCAAGAACCAGAAGUUCCAGGCUGUGGAGGUGGUGCUCACCCAGUUGGCCCCACAUACUCCCCACGAGACGUGGUCCGGCCAGGUCGUGGGCUCCUAGGCCGGGGGGGCUCACGUGUCAGCUGCCGGGCAGGUGGGGAGCCACACAGGGUAGGCAGGCCGCCGCGGGCUCCAGGCCCCUGCACCUGCCGGGUCCCCCGGGCGGCCUCGGCGUACACGUGUCUGUCUGUGCUUGUGACCGCGAGCACGUGCCUCCAUCCACCCCCCCGUGACCCACGACUGUUGUGUGAGCUGGACCAAAGGUGAGGCCCCCCGGGCCUGCCUUCUUGUUGUCGGCUCUCUCCUGCCCCUCCCUGCCACAUCCGCACAGGACCCUCUCGCCCUUCUGUCCCCUGAGCCCCUGGGGCCUGCGUCGGGCCUGGGCCUGGGAGGCAGGGGGCGCCAGUGGGCCCCUCCCCGUGCAAGCCGGUUCCCCUUGCCUCUGCCCCAGGCCCAGCCCAGGGCCAGAUUCUGCUUGUGCUACUUAACACCUCCCACCCUGGGCUUGGGUCUCCCGCGGUGGCCUGGACCCCUUGCCACAGAAGCCAGGCCAGCGAGAGCUCUGGGGGAGCCUCCCAGCCUCUGGCAGGGAAGAAGGCAACCCCUGGAGUAGCAGACCCCUCCUCACUGCCACGGGCCCAGCUUCCCUUCCCUCCAUCUGCUCUCUCCUCUCAGCAUCCCCGAGAGGCAGGCAAGGAGCCGAGGGCAGAGGUGGUUUUGGGGUCUCGGUCCCUCCUCCUCCUCCUCCUCGGCUUGGCAAUGGCUCUGUGAGCUCCAAGGCUGCAUCCUCUCCCCUGGGCCGCGCUGAGCCAUGCUGCCACCACUCUCCGAGACGCAGAUCUGUGGAGGGGUGGGGGCACAUCUCCCCCUGCUUGGAUGGAGCCAGCCCCUUCGCCCUGACCCACAAACUCCGCUGAUGCUCUGCCCAUGCCCAGAUAAGGCUGCCGAGGACCUGGCGAGGCAGACGCACGUCCCCUCAGGCAGCGCCAGGCCUGGGCACCCACAGGAUGGCCCUCAGCCCGAGACCACUAGCCCUGUAGCCCCUCGCUGGACCCUCUCCCCGAAGCACUACUGCUGGCCCCCACUAGGCCAGUGGCUGAGGUGUGUGGUCCCAAUCUCAUGCGUUGAGUCCCUUAAAGGGGGUGUGUGUGUGUGUGUGUGUGUGUGUGCAUUCACUCUCGGGUGGGGGGUUGGUCUGGCCUGCGAGGCCAGAAAGGAGAGGCUUCGCCUCAAUUCCCCCCAUCACCACCACACCCCUUCCUAGAAAACACAUUUGAUGCAAUAAGAAAUGGGGGUUGAGGGAAAGCCUGCCAGGGACAGUAAGCCUUGAGACAGGGUCUGUGAGUAAAACAGGGGCUCAAAUGCCCAGGAUGAGGGUUAUCUGUUUAGAAGGAUCCCCAGUACUGCAGGUACCCCUUGGGCCUCGGGGUAGAGAUCAGCUGGGGUACGUGCACCCCAGCCCCCAGGCUCUACCAGGCUGGGUGGGGGGUCAGAGCUGCUGAGAAACAGAAUGGCCCAGCCUGACACCCCAGUCUGAGCUGGAGCUGGCCUGACAAGGCCUGAGGACUUGUCCCAGAGGAAUAAGGACUCCCUGGCUUCCUGGGUGGAAGGUUUAUUGGUGCAGGUGAACUCCUGGAAGCUCCCCCCCCCAAGACUCCCUCCUGUGAGCAGACCCCCCCCCCUCCGUUUUUAGGCACUAGCCAGUAGACAGGAUGUGGCAACAUCAGCCCCAGGGCUGUCUGGGAGGCAGAGGGGCGGCAGUACCCCUCCAAACCCAUAGCCCUGCAGUGUGGAGUCAGAAAUCCUCCCAAGACCCCCAGCCGCCUGGACUCCGCCCCCCCCCCCCCCCCCGCCC